AUGCGAGUGCGAGUUAGGCGGCAAGUUCUUGCUACCGCCUUCAUCGCACCAAUUUUCUUCUUGGUCUACGCCUUCUCCAGACAGGAACGUGCUCUGCCGUUGUACCCUGAAGGGCCAUCUGAAGACUGUCGAAUCCCCUCAUUGGUGUUGAAUCUGUCGGAUUCAGAUAGCCUCGUUCCGGUGACGCAGCAUGUUGACUGUAACGCCAAUGGCCUACGAUUCACCAUUGAAAAGCCACGAGAGCAAAUUGACGCUGACGGUAUUUUGCCGAAGAAUGCGUGGCUCGACCACGGAGCACUAAACAUCGUUCCGGAAUCCGGGAGAUUCCAGUGCGACGCUUUUCCUAUCUACCGGCUUGAUGAGUAUCGGUCGGUGUAUGGUAAUCCACUUGUAGACGUAUCGUCAGGCUACCGUCCGCUGCAUCCUCAGUUCAUGUUGCUAUGCCAACCACGCUCGAAUGUGCUCUCAAGUCGAAAUUACACGUGGGAUGCAGACCUACUGCUCACUCAGAGACGCUUCUACUUUUGUGGAAGUCGUCAAGUGAUGGAUGGGGUGAACUACAACACCACAGCACCAAACGUUCUCCUGCUUGGGGUAGAUUCAUUGUCUCGCCUGGCCUGGCAGCGCUAUCUACCGAAAACUCUUGACAAGUUUAAUUCCCUUAUUGAAACACGUGGGGCAGUGUUCCCUAAGUAUCACGUGGUUGGGGACGGAACAACGAGCAAUCUACUGGCUCUGUUAACUGGCCACUUUGAACAAGAGCUCCCUGAAAGCCGACGCUUCAAGCUACGCAUAGUGGAAGGUCAAGGAGGCCUCGUGCAUGGUCUGGUUUCAGAGGAAGGUGACUACAAGGGCGCCGAGACAACACCGCUGGACAAGUUUCCGUGGAUCUGGAGUGAGUUCAAGGAGCGUGGAGGCUACGUGACGCAUUUCAUUGAAGACAGUCCAAACUGGGGCACAUUUCAGUAUCGACUUCAGGGAUUUGGCAACCGAAUGCCUCCAGUAGACAGUUAUGCGCGUCCGUGUCUUGUUGCCGCUGCUCAGGAUGAGGCGCGUUACGGAAAGCUGCUGGGUUGCACGGCGUCAACGCCAACGCACAAACUCCUGCUAGAGUCACUGCGGGAAUUCUUCUAUGCCAACGCGAAUCGACCUCGUUUCUCGCUCACAUUCCUCUCCGAGAUGAUCCACGAAGAGCCGUCCAUGGCGCGAGCCGUGGAUGAAGACUUAGCUGACCUCCUGCAGCAGAUCGAUGAAGAUGAUGCGCACGGGAGGGGGGAGUUCGCGAACACCAUUGUGGUCCUCUUUUCUGAUCACGGAGCAAGAAUGGGCAAAGCCAGACUGUCUCUGCAGGGGAAACUGGAGGAGAGACUUCCGAUGCUCGGAAUACUCUUUCCUCGAAGACUCGCUCACCAAUGGAGUGACGAGCUUAAUGUGUUGCGCGACAACUCCGAUCGACUCUGCUCGCCCUUCGACGUGCACGCCACCCUUCAACACCUCAUCUCAGGGGUCGUCAAGCCUCCGGAAGGCAGGGGUCAGAGUCUGUUUACGCCGUUGCCAAGGGAACGCACGUGCAGAGAGGCGGGAAUUGCGACGUAUUGGUGCACCUGUGCCAGGUGGGUGGCUCUGGCACCAAACCUGGCGGGAGUUUGGCCGAGUGAAGUGAAUCGUGCAGUUACGACCACUCUUGACGCCGUAAAUUCAGCAAUCCGCGUCUUGGUGGCUGACAACGGCAAAAUGGACAACGGUGGCAAGGUCACGAAGAUAGUGGGCGUCUGUGAGAAACUGGAAUUGGCAGAGGUGAUUUCUGCCGAAGUUUCAAUGAUUUCACACGACGUCGUGAACUUCAAAGGCACAGCUGACCGUGAUGGCCGAAUUCCCCUUUUCGACCGGGAAGGCGGCGACCAGAAGGCGACGCUGGCACUGCGUCUGCAUCUACGUGUCAAACAGAAGGACGCUCACUUCGAGGUGCUGCUCUAUCGCGACGCCAACGGGAAUUUCCAGAGACCGGAUUUGGAAGAGAUCAGACGACUAGACGCCUACGAAGAUCACGCCAACUGCCUUGAUCCACAGCGAUGGAGCCAUGCCAGACGACUGUGCAUUUGUCGAUAG
This is a messenger RNA of Mesocestoides corti, 2109 nucleotides long. The record is from the annotation of a GenBank genome assembly. NCBI's taxonomy places the organism in Eukaryota, Metazoa, Platyhelminthes, Cestoda, Cyclophyllidea, Mesocestoididae.